AACAUGGCGGCUCGGCGCUGGCUGGCGACGUGUCGUCAUUCAGCGGCGACACAAGAUAACAGCUAAUCUGCGAGCUGCUGUUUUCGAUAAAUAAUCUGAAAUAAAACCGUUCGGUUUGUGUUUUGGGAUGACGUCAGCCUCUGCGAAGGUGGGGGAGAUUUUCUCAGCAGCCGGAGCAGCGUUCUCAAAGCUGGGCGAGCUGACCAUGCAGCUGCAUCCGGUCUCUGACUCCAGUCCUGCAGGAGCCAAAUGGACAGAGACGGAAAUCGAGAUGCUGCGGCUUGCAGUGCGGCGAUUCGGAGACGACCUCAACAACAUCAGCACCGUGAUCAAAGAGCGCACCAUCGCUCAGAUAAAGAGCACGGUGAAGAGGAAGUUGUACGAGGACAGCAGAAUCCCAAUUUCAACAGAGUCCCAGAAGAAGACCUUCAAAAAGACAGCUGUUGCCGUGACACCGGCUCCGGCGCCCGCCUCUCCCGUCGUGAUCUCGGUGCCGACGUCGCAGGUCACCGUGGCAACGGGGAUGCAGAGCAGUCCAUCUUUAGCCCCGCCCAUUAAGAAGCAGAAGACUGCAGACGUGACACUGAGCGCGCUGAAUGACUCGGACGUCAACAGUGACCUGGUUGACAUCGAAGGACUCGGGGACGGCUCGUCCAACAAGAAGCUCAACUUUGACCAAGAGAGUCUGAACUUGGACUCCAGCCUCAUCAUGAACUCCAGUGACCUCCCGCUGCUGUCCCGUUGACCCCAUGUGACCUCUGACCUUCUGCUGU
Messenger RNA from Thalassophryne amazonica, 773 nucleotides. Its product is annotated as chromatin complexes subunit BAP18-like. Gene Ontology annotation, cellular component: MLL1 complex; NURF complex. NCBI's taxonomy places the organism in Eukaryota, Metazoa, Chordata, Actinopteri, Batrachoidiformes, Batrachoididae. Bases 128 to 745 code for a protein of 205 amino acids. The transcript has 6 exons. The record is from RefSeq and is a predicted model, not a curated record.